UCACUAAUGACGUGUGGUCAGGGGGCGUGGUUAGUGGCACACAGAAACCACUGCUCCGGUCCCGUAGAGUGACUUUAACACUGUGUAGAAACUGAUGCUGAAGACUUCUGCCGUUUUGUGCUGCUAGGAAAACCAUCACGCGCCACUUGUGGAACGCGUUACGUCACGGGUUUCCCGGGGCUCGCGAAUCUCAGGAAGCUCGAGCGCAGACUGAGAAUGAAGCACGAGCUGCUCACGGAGACCGAGCUGCGCGAGCCCGACGUGUUUACUCCACUGCAGUGAUGAACAGCUCUGAUGUGAACAGGACGGAGGAGUCUGUCUCCAACGUGACGCUGUUGCCGUACUACAUGCACUCAGCCGGAAUGGCACUCAGCUACGUGUUGUUGUACACACUUGUGUGUGUGGUGUGUGUUGGGGGCAACACUCUGGUGUGUGUGGUGGUCCUGACUAACAGGAACAUGCGCUCCGUCACCAACCUCUUCAUCCUCAACCUCGCCAUCAGUGACCUGCUGGUGGGCGUGGUCUGUGUGCCAAUCACACUGAUUGACAGUCUUAUCUCAGGUUGGCCGUUCAGUCAGACGACCUGCACCCUCAGUAACCUCAUCCAGGGAAUGUCUGUCUCUGCGUCCGUCUUCACACUCGUCGCUAUUGCAGUGGACAGAUAUACAGGCAUUGUUUAUCCAUUUCGCCACCGCUUGAGGCCUGUCACUGCCCUCUUUGCCAUCUUCUUUAUCUGGCUGCUGGCUUUUGCCAUCAUUUUCCCUUCAUCUGCAACGCUGACUGUGAUCCAGCUGGACAACACGUACAUGGUGCAUGAAAACAAGACGUAUCCGCUGUUUGUGUGCUAUGAGAAUUGGCCUCGCUCUGGCAUGAGGCGUAUCUAUACCACCGCCAUCUUUGUCCAUGUGUACCUCCUCCCCCUGGUGCUAAUCAGCAUCAUGUACGGCUGUAUCGCAUUUAAGCUGUCUGGAAAACUGCGCCAGAACAGCAGGCGUCUAAAAGUGAUAAAGAUGCUGAUCAUGGUGGCCGUGUUGUUCAUGGUGUUAUGGCUGCCGCUGUGGACGCUCAUGCUGUUGACGGACUAUCAGGAGCUGGAUGUCCAGCAGAUCGACUUCCUGAGCAGCUACAUGUUUCCUGUCGCACACUGGCUGGCAUUCUUCAACAGUGCCAUCAACCCAAUCAUCUACGGAUUCUUCAACGAGAAUUUCCAACGAGGUUUUCAGGCUGCUGUCUUCUGUCGAUGGUGUGAUUCGCCGCCUCUUGCCUUGCAUUGCAGAAGAUUUGCGAAUAAAGUCUCAAACAACGCUGGAGGACAGAACGAAGUGAGAUGUGCACCAAUUGCACAACUAAAUCCGGUUACAGCUGUCUCACUUGAAGACAUAAAGAAGCUGCCUGGGGUUAAGCAUGUAAACAGUGCCUGGGUGGAGUGAAUAAAAGACGGGUGAAGAGCUCUCCAUUUGCUCUUGGUUGAAUCCCCUUGGCCAUCUUAAGGACCGCUCCAAGUACACUGUGUUAGAUGAGGGAUCUCAUAUAAGCUGACACUAGCAUAGAAAUCAGGAGUACAACUUGGCGAGUACCAGUUGCAGAAGGCAGUCAAUCUAAUGCAGUUUCUUUUUUUAAAAAACAGCAAAAAUAUGGCAGAUCAAGCUUUUGUAAUGGUACGUAUCCACUUUGCCAAAUAGCAAAUUUCUGGUUACCAUGGGGCAGCAGCUAAACUUUACACAAAAAUGUCUGUCUGACACAUUGCGUUUAUUCGGUCAGUCAACUUCUGUUCAUUAGGAAGCAGAUCAAAUUUUAAGUUAAAAAAACCCAGGUUGAUUGCUAAUGUUAGCUAGGUUAGCGAAAUGUUAAUGUUAGGUUAGGUUAAUGUUAGCUUGGCCGACGAUGCGUCUACUUUUUGAUUAUUCCAUCAGUGAAGCUUUGAUAUGGCAGUCCAUUGUUUACUAAGACACAUUUUUAUAGAGACACAUCUUGUUCCAUAAGAAUGGCCCACCUAUAACCACACUAAUUAAAACAUCAUUAACACAGCUCUCAGUGAUGAGUAGAGGGUGGCAUGUGUCGAAAAUUGUAAAUGGAGGCAUAUCAUGAGUGUAAACAGG
Messenger RNA from Pangasianodon hypophthalmus (striped catfish), 2099 nucleotides. It is a transcript of the gene npffr1l1, whose product is annotated as neuropeptide FF receptor 1 like 1. The record is from RefSeq and is a predicted model, not a curated record. The coding region runs from base 282 to 1430 and encodes 382 amino acids. Gene Ontology annotation, cellular component: membrane. Gene Ontology annotation, molecular function: peptide binding; neuropeptide receptor activity. The transcript has 4 exons. Gene Ontology annotation, biological process: G protein-coupled receptor signaling pathway. NCBI's taxonomy places the organism in Eukaryota, Metazoa, Chordata, Actinopteri, Siluriformes, Pangasiidae.